Messenger RNA from Magallana angulata, 3163 nucleotides. RefSeq names its product ATP-dependent 6-phosphofructokinase-like. Gene Ontology annotation, biological process: fructose 1,6-bisphosphate metabolic process; fructose 6-phosphate metabolic process; canonical glycolysis. Bases 74 to 2572 code for a protein of 832 amino acids. Lineage: Eukaryota; Metazoa; Mollusca; Bivalvia; Ostreida; Ostreidae. The transcript has 22 exons. The record is from RefSeq and is a predicted model, not a curated record. Gene Ontology annotation, molecular function: monosaccharide binding; AMP binding; 6-phosphofructokinase activity. Gene Ontology annotation, cellular component: cytoplasm; 6-phosphofructokinase complex.
UCCGAAUGUAAGUCAAGGUCAUCAUCACAGAGAGUUCUCUAUCGUGUCGUCUGGAGGACACAUUCCACCAAACAUGGCAAUGCAAACGGGGACUAGUAAUGAUGUGCAACUGCGGACUAACAGUCAGCUCAUUCGUAGCAACCGAGACUCUUUGGACAGAAAAGACAGCAUCAUGACUGACCCAGGGAGAGAGGGACAAGAGCUGGAAGGGGGGAGUGGGAUCGGGAGGGCCAUCGGCGUUUUUACGAGUGGAGGGGAUUCCCAGGGAAUGAAUUCCAGUGUAAGAGCCGUGGUCAGAAUGGGCAGCUACCUCGGCUGUAAGGUCUUCUACAUCAAGGAGGGAUACCAGGGAAUGGUCGACGGAGGGGACAACAUCGAGGAGGCCACCUGGGCCAGCAGCUCGGGGAUCAUGCAGCGGGGGGGCACUGUGAUCGGUAGUGCUCGCUGUAAAGAGUUCCGUGAGAGGGAGGGGCGUCUGAGGGCCGCGGAGAAUCUGGUCAUCAAGAACAUCACAAACCUAGUGGUGAUUGGUGGAGACGGCAGUCUUACUGGAGCAAACCUGUUCAGACAGGAGUGGGCCGGGCUUCUGGAUGAACUUCUGGAGAAAGGUCGUAUCAGCCAGCAGCAGAGGAAGGAGUGCUCUCACCUUAACAUCGUGGGAUUGGUCGGUUCUAUUGACAACGACUUCUGUGGGACAGACAUGACCAUCGGGGCCGACUCCGCCCUCCAUCGUAUUGUGGAGGCAGUCGACUGCAUUGUCACUACAGCUUCAAGCCAUCAGAGAUGCUUUGUCAUGGAGGUGAUGGGGAGACAUUGUGGGUACCUUGCAUUAGUGGGAGCUCUGGCAACGGAGGCAGACUGGGUGUUUAUCCCUGAGUGGCCCCCCGAGGAUGGGUGGGAGGACACGCUUUGUAGGAAACUGGCCAAUGAGAGAUCGAUGGGACAGCGGCUGAACAUCAUCCUGGUGGCUGAGGGUGCUGUGGACAGGAAAGGGAACCCCAUCACCGCCGACAUGGUCAAAAAGGUUGUGACUGAUAAGUUGAAGUAUGACACCAGAGUUACUGUCCUUGGUCACGUACAGCGAGGAGGGAAGCCAACAGCCUUUGACAGGAUUCUAGGUUCCAGAAUGGGGGCGGAGGCAGUGCUGGCCCUGAUGGAUGCCACCCCUAACACCCCCGCCUGUGUGUGCUCACUGGACGGGAACCAGACUGUGAGGGUGCCACUGAUGGAGUGUGUGGAGAGGACGCAGGCUGUACAGAAGGCGAUGAAUGAGAAUAACUUUGAAGAAGCCGUGCGACUCAGAGGAAAGAGCUUCCAGAACAACCUGUUGACCUACAGAAUGCUGACCAAGCUCCGUCCCCCAAAGGACAAGUGUGACCCCUCAGGAACUUCCUGCUCUACCGGUAUAAAGCUGGGAGUAAUGUCUAUCGGGGCACCUGCUUGCGGCUCCAAUGCAGCGGUCAGAUCCUUCGUCAGAGUGGCCCUCACCAAAGGCUAUGAGGUUCUGGGACUCCACGACUCGUUUGAUGGACUCAUCUUUGGAAAUACCACUGGUCUUAUUGACCCGGUCAAGCCAAUGAGUUGGACCGAUGUCCAGGGGUGGUCGGGCCACGGCGGCUCUCUCCUCGGAACAAAAAAAUGUGUUGGAUCCAGAUACGGCAUGCAAAAGAUUGCAGAAAAAUUAAAGGAACACAAUAUCAGUGGAUUGCUGAUCAUAGGGGGCUUUGAGGCAUACCACAGCGCCCUGGAGAUGGCAGAAGCCAGAAAGGAGUUUGAUGCGUUCUGUAUCCCCAUGGUGGUGAUCCCAUGUACCAUCAGUAACAACGUCCCUGGGACAGACUUCAGCCUGGGGGCUGACACCGCCCUCAACGAAAUCACUGACAUCUGUGAUAGAAUCAAACAGUCAGCCACAGGAACAAAGCGGCGAGUCUUCGUGGUGGAGACUAUGGGAGGUUACUGUGGUUACCUGGCCACAAUGAGUGGACUUGCGGGUGGGGCUGACGCCGCCUAUAUAUUUGAGGAGGAUGUCAACAUCACCAUGCUCAGGGACGAUGUCUUCCAUUUAAAAGACAAAAUUGUUAACAUGGGAGUUCAAAGAGGACUAAUCUUGAGGAACGAAAAUGCCAAUUCCAACUACACAACUGAUUUCAUAGAGCACCUGUUCUCCGAGGAGGGGAAAGGUGUGUUUACCUGUCGUAAGAACGUCCUGGGUCACAUGCAACAAGGGGGCAUGCCGUCCCCGUUCGACAGGAAUUUCGGAACAAAGAUGGCGGCUAAGGCCCUUCACUACAUGUCUGAUCAAAUCCAGCAAAGUGUGGAGUCCUCUGGCAAGGUUUACAGGAAUGACCCUGCCUCGGCUGUCCUCCUUGGAAUGCAGAGACGCCAUCUGUCCUUCACCCCUGUCGAGGAACUCAAGAAAACAACAGAUUUUACACACAGAAUUCCCAAGGACCAGUGGUGGCUGAAGCUCCGCCCCCUGCUCAGAAUUCUGACGAAGCACAAGGAGAAGGCCUACACCCCCGAAGGGAUCUUCGCCGGCGUGGAUGAUUUUGAGGACGAGGACAACAUAUAGAUCCAUGCCUGAUAUAUCCUUGAUCCUCCACUAUCUCUGUCCCAAAGACCCAUCCCGCUUUCAGUGUUUCCAUGAUGCACUGAGUUUUUUGAGUUUUAAAGGAUUUAAACUGACAAAGUGAAUCAUAUUCAAAGACUCCAUGUCACAAGUUUUGAUCAUGCACUAAUGAUUCAGAGAGAGAUUGAUAUAGUUUUGUAUGUGCUGGACUUCAAGUGAAGUGACUGGGCGUAUAAGAUGAGAAAAUAUGAACAUGAUCAGCUAAUAGUGAUAGCUUGCCCAACACCCAUUAAAGUCUCCAUAUUAUCACUGUGAUGUGUAAAGUUUGGAGAGUUGAUACACUUCUAUCUCAAUCACUGUUUUCUUUUAUAGUAAGAUAGACUUGUAUUUCAAUCUCUGUUUUCUGGUAAAUGAGCAAGUCCUGAAUGUUGUUCGUAUUUUACUGAUGAUUGUAAUAUUUUUUUAGAUUUCAUCAAAUGCUUUGUAUUGCAAGCGUUGUGUUCUAAUUAAUAUGGUACAAUGAAUGUAUAUAAUAUAAGGUAUUUAUGGAUAUAUAUAUGCCUUUACAUGUGAAUACAACUCCGUGAUGUUUUC